AUGUCGAUAUUUUAAAUAUCUUAAAAUUACACAUUGCUAGAAAGUGCGCAUUAUGUUGCACCAGGAAGCAAUAUCUGUAUUUAUGUAAAUAAUGCAAUGGAAUCAACAGAAGAAACAAUUGAGUGGUCGGAAAAAUCAGCACCCCUCAAAGAAAUAAUCAGAGAUGAGAAACUGCCUAUUCUCGUUAAAGUGGCAACAGGGUUUUAUAACAAUGAUAGCGAAUCAUUUUCUCCGGGUGAUCUAAUAAGGCUGGAUUGUCAUAAGUACAUUCAAAAGGUGAGAGCUGAUGUUUUAUCAUCAAAAAAUAAAAAAAUAGAAGAGAUAUUUAUUCCGCUUGAAUACAAAGGGAAAGUUACAAUUACAGGAGUAAGAUCGAAGGAAGAAGCUUUUCAUUCUGUUGAAGAGUUAAUAAAAGUUUUUCCGCGGUAUGUAACUGUGAUCGAGGCUUUUACAUCACGAACAACAGAACGUUUUUCAGCAAGAACAGUUGAAAAAGGAGACGGUCUUGAACUUGAUAGAUUUCUUGAUGGAAUAGGUUUAGUUUGCACGGAUGUGAAAACUGGUGAGCUUUUAGUCAUUUCAACAUCAGGGCAAUACAACCUUACUUCCAAACCAGACAUUAAUCAGUACACCAUAAAAGAGGUGAUUGAUCGCUUUCCUUUACCUCAAACUGUAACAUUUGUCGAUGAAGAGGUACAGAAAUUAUUUACAACAAAUCUUGAUGAAGCACUACCCAAUAUCUGCACAUUUACUGGUAGUUUGACACUUUUGGGAUUCAUUACCGAAGAAGUUGUUGUAGGCCAUAGUAAGCCGCAGACAUCACAGAGGGAUGAGGGAAAGUUUGUACAGAGAAGUGUUAUCAUGUUGCCUACAAACGGAGAAAUCGUGAGAGAACUGGAAGUGUAUCUUGCCAUCAAUCAAAGCGACAAGGAUUAUGAAAUUUUACUAUCAACAAAUGUUUCACAAAGCCAGGAUAUGUCAGCUGUUGAUAGCAUGCUGUAUGUUGAUAUGGUUAAAAAGCCAAGACCCAUGAUAAAUCUGAAGAUCAGAGAAGAAGUGCCAUAUUCCGUGCCACCUCCAAAACUUCCUCCUAGAAGGCAGAGUUCAGUUGAAGCUCGUCCGACAAAUUUGCAAAGAGCAAUGACAAUUCCAAGAAUGCGAGAUAAAGACGAUGGCUACAUAAUGAUGUCAGACAAAAAGGGUGAUGAUGACACCGAUGAUUACGAAGUAAUGGAUGAGUCAGGUACACAGGAGAUAUUUUACAAAAGAGAAACGACUCAAAAAUCAAAAGUCAAGAAACUAGUUGGUUCAAUUGGGAGGAAAUUUCCAUCUAGCUUGAAAAAUAUCUUCGCUCAAUCAUCGUAUAAUACAAGUAGCGGAAAAGAAAUGGGAAAGGAUCGUCCAAGUUGCAGGAGUGGAGUUAAACAAAAAUACGAGAAAAACUUAAAAUAUAUAGGCGAUUUGGAUGACGGAGAAUAUACUGAAAUAUGUGAUACAACGGCUAAACCUGUUUUGGUUGUUAAUCCAACGUCGGCAGUUCCACCUAAGCUCAAUGCAGGACUUCUUAAUGAUGAAGGUUUAAAAGAUAUGUCAGUUGAAGAACUUGUUGCUUGUUUUAGAUUUUGUAAAUUAGACAUUUUAGCAGAUUUAUGUGAAAAAGAAGCCUUUGAUGGUAAUAUAUUUGGAAGUUUAUCUGAUGAACAACUGCAGAGUGAACCGUUCAAUUUACGGCCUGUAGAUUUAAUUAAAGUACAAAGUGUUAAAAACGGAUGGAGACCAAUAUUUAAAUGAGAAAACAAUGUUUCUACCAUAUAAUAGCUAAAUAUCAACAUGAAAAGAAAAACGCAACAUAAAUAUAUUAUAAUCAUCAAAUGAAAAAUUUAAUUAUUUUUUUUUAUGUAACGGAAAGUGUUAAGUUUUGCGUCCGUACGUAUACACUCUUGAAAGAUCAUUAACCAAACAAUCCUUAUCUGCUUAUGGG
Molecule: messenger RNA, 1981 nt
Organism: Mytilus trossulus (common blue mussel)
Lineage: Eukaryota; Metazoa; Mollusca; Bivalvia; Mytilida; Mytilidae
Exons: 5
Coding region: 97-1791 (564 amino acids)
Source: RefSeq, a predicted model, not a curated record